AUGUUGAUAUUCUAUGAAGAACCAAAGAAUUUUAUGAAAGCCAAAGUGAAGAAGAAUUGGAUCAAUGCAAUGAAGGUUGAAAUUGACUCCAUCGAGAAGAACAACACAUGGAAACUUUUCCUCCCUCCUAAAGAUGCCAAACUCAUUGGCUUAAGAUGGUUGUAUACAACUAAAAGAAAUAUUGGUGGAUCAAUUACAAUGUACAAAGCAUGUCUAGUUGCUAAAAGCUACAUACAAGAUCAAGGUAUUGAUUUAGAUGAAGUUUAUGCAUCGGUAGCUCGUCACGAGACAAUAAGACUAUUGAUCUCUCUUGCAGCCGGGAACAUAUCGAAGAUUCAUCUCUUGGACGUAAAAAUGAUAGUUUUGUAUGGUAAUUAA
Messenger RNA from Lactuca sativa (garden lettuce), 378 nucleotides. RefSeq names its product putative mitochondrial protein AtMg00820. Lineage: Eukaryota; Viridiplantae; Streptophyta; Magnoliopsida; Asterales; Asteraceae. The record is from RefSeq and is a predicted model, not a curated record.